Molecule: messenger RNA, 3466 nt
Organism: Physcomitrium patens
Lineage: Eukaryota; Viridiplantae; Streptophyta; Bryopsida; Funariales; Funariaceae
Product: beta-galactosidase 9
Biological process (GO): carbohydrate metabolic process
Molecular function (GO): hydrolase activity, hydrolyzing O-glycosyl compounds; carbohydrate binding
Source: RefSeq, a predicted model, not a curated record
UGAGUUUAACUGAAUUUCUUCACUCGGAUUUAGCCGCAGCGAGCUAUGGAUGCUAAUUUGCUUGCAAGAGAGACAGUGCUGCUGCAGGAGGAGGCUAUGGAGCGUUUGACCGCGAUGGCGACCGUGGUAGCAGCUGGACACUGUGUGACUCCCGCGAGCGAACAAGGUAAUAAAGCUUGUGAAGAGAGGUAGAGAGGGGUGGAAAAGGAAGAAAGCAAGCAAGCAAGCAAGGAAUUCAUUCGCAUGUCAGAGCUGCUUUCAAUGCUUGGGAGAUGGUGACGCUGAGAGAUCCUCAAAGUGAUGGUGAAGGUGAUGAGGAAAGAGAGCUUGGGUUUCAUUUGUGCUAUUCUUAUGGACGUUGAAGCCUGCAAGAGUGCAUGCUAAGUUCAGUACAGAUCAGAGCGUAGUCAAAGAGUUCAUGAGCAGCUAAUGGUAAUGGUCUGAGGAAUGAACUGGUGCUGCUAAGAAGGAAUUCCCAAGGCGGGACACUGCAUUGAAGUUUCAUCAGCACUAGUUACCCAGUGACUUGUUGAUCCCACAGUUGCAAUAAAAUUUCGUCACGGAAAUUACAAGACCACGCUUGGUGACACAUCUCAAGCACGUUUGGCUGCGUCGCGGAGAAUAAUGGUCGUUUCGCGGUUUUCGCUAUGUUUGUGCUUGGUUCUGGAAGUUUUACUUCAGAAUCAUUUGAGCGUAGCCGUGACUGUCUCAUAUGACCAUAGGGCUUUAAAACUAGAUGGGCAGCGCCGCAUGCUUGUAUCAGGAUCUAUCCAUUAUCCACGGAGUACACCCCUGAUGUGGCCAGGUCUUAUUGCUAAGGCCAAGGAGGGAGGCCUGGAUGUUAUCCAGACAUAUGUGUUUUGGAACGGACACGAGCCCACCAGAGGAGUGUAUAAUUAUGCCGGGAGGUACAACUUGCCGAAGUUCAUUAGGUUGGUUUACGAAGCCGGCAUGUAUGUCAAUCUGAGAAUCGGCCCCUAUGUGUGCGCGGAGUGGAAUUCUGGGGGCUUUCCUGCCUGGUUGCGUUUUAUACCAGGCAUUGAGUUCCGCACAGACAACGAGCCCUUUAAGAAUGAAACUCAGCGGUUUGUUAAUCAUCUGGUUCGAAAGUUGAAGAGGGAAAAGCUAUUUGCAUGGCAAGGUGGUCCAAUUAUCAUGGCUCAGAUAGAGAAUGAAUACGGCAACAUAGAUGCUUCUUAUGGAGAAGCGGGUCAAAGGUAUCUGAAUUGGAUAGCCAACAUGGCGGUGGCGACGAACACUAGUGUGCCCUGGAUAAUGUGCCAGCAACCUGAAGCUCCUCAACUUGUUAUCAAUACGUGCAACGGCUUCUACUGUGAUGGAUGGAGACCUAACUCUGAAGACAAGCCCGCCUUCUGGACUGAGAACUGGACUGGGUGGUUUCAGAGCUGGGGAGGAGGUGCACCAACAAGGCCAGUGCAGGAUAUAGCAUUUUCUGUGGCAAGAUUUUUCGAGAAAGGGGGAAGUUUUAUGAAUUACUACAUGUAUCACGGAGGGACCAAUUUUGAGCGCACUGGAGUGGAGAGUGUGACCACCAGCUACGACUACGAUGCGCCUAUUGAUGAAUAUGGAGAUGUACGGCAGCCUAAGUGGGGACAUUUGAAGGAUUUACAUGCUGCUUUGAAAUUAUGUGAGCCUGCUUUGGUAGAGGUCGACACUGUUCCCACAGGGAUAUCCCUUGGUCCUAACCAGGAGGCUCAUGUAUACCAGAGCUCCUCAGGUACAUGUGCAGCUUUCUUGGCAAGCUGGGACACGAAUGACUCUUUGGUGACGUUCCAAGGCCAGCCCUACGACCUACCCGCAUGGUCUGUCAGUAUUCUACCUGAUUGCAAAUCUGUUGUGUUCAAUACUGCUAAGGUGGGAGCGCAAAGCGUGAUAAUGACCAUGCAAGGCGCUGUUCCUGUAACUAAUUGGGUAUCAUAUCAUGAGCCUUUGGGGCCUUGGGGAAGUGUAUUUUCUACGAAUGGGCUGUUGGAACAGAUUGCCACGACCAAGGACACGACAGAUUAUUUAUGGUAUAUGACAAAUGUACAGGUUGCAGAGAGCGAUGUCCGAAAUAUUUCAGCUCAGGCCACGCUAGUAAUGUCCUCUCUUCGUGAUGCUGCCCAUACGUUCGUAAAUGGCUUCUAUACUGGCACUGUGAACGCCAACGGUUACGAGGCUAGACAACCUAUCAGCUUGCGACCUGGCAGUAACAAUAUAACCGUCCUGUCCAUGACAAUGGGCUUACAGGGAUAUGGACCGUUCCUAGAGAAUGAGAAAGCAGGAAUCCAAUAUGGAGUUCGCAUAGAGGACUUGCCUUCUGGUACUAUCGAAUUGGGAGGAAGCACUUGGACUUACCAGGUUGGACUUCAGGGUGAGAGUAAACAGCUAUUCGAAGUCAACGGAUCAUUGACAGCAGAGUGGAACACAAUUUCGGAAGUCAGCGAUCAAAAUUUUCUGUUUUGGAUCAAGACAAGAUUUGACAUGCCUGCAGGAAAUGGCUCUAUUGCCCUAGACCUAAGCAGCAUGGGUAAGGGGGUGGUGUGGGUGAAUGGAGUUAAUCUGGGCAGAUAUUGGUCAUCCUUCACUGCACAACGAGAUGGAUGCGAUGCUAGUUGCGAUUAUCGUGGUUCUUAUACUCAAAGCAAGUGUCUCACCAAGUGUAACCAGCCUUCACAGAAUUGGUACCACAUUCCACGACAAUGGUUGCUUCCCAAAAACAACUUCAUAGUGUUGUUUGAAGAAAAAGGAGGAAACCCGAAAGAUAUCUCUAUUGCCACUCGAAUGCCCCAACAAAUUUGCUCCCAUAUUUCACAAUCACACCCAUUCCCUUUCUCUCUAACCUCUUGGACUAAAAGAGACAACCUAACCUCAACACUACUGAGGGCUCCACUGACACUCGAGUGUGCUGAGGGGCAACAAAUAUCCCGGAUCUGCUUCGCAAGUUACGGAACUCCAUCGGGUGAUUGCGAAGGUUUCGUGCUGAGUUCAUGCCAUGCUAAUACUUCCUACGACGUUUUGACUAAGGCUUGCGUAGGGCGGCAAAAGUGUUCGGUACCUAUUGUCAGCAGCAUUUUUGGAGACGAUCCUUGUCCAGGCCUGUCAAAGAGUCUUGCAGCAACAGCUGAGUGUUCUUAGGUCUCAUCAGCACUAAAGACAGCACGUCGACAAUAACAACAUUAGGGAGAAGAAUAAGAAUAGUAAGUUAUAGGUAAAUUAGUUUGUGUACCUUAUGAUCCAUUAGAACCAACCAACCUUCAGCAUGAAAUUGACUUUUUAAAAGUAUUCCGUGAGGCAACUUUGGUGGGGCCUGGCUCUGGAACUGCUGUUUUGGACAAUUUCGUUACCACUUAGAAAUUGGUCCUGAUGAUUGAUGUCUAGAAUGAUUUGAAAACUUUCUGUUAGCUUUGCAAACUCCUUUAACAUCAACGAUCUUCCUUUUCAUGCAUACUCAUUCCACAUUCAA